CUCUGCUUGUCGCCCUCACUCGGUCGUGGUGCGUGCAGCUCAGAGACCGCUCUCCGGGAGUUUAAUCCAGUCCCUAGAACAUCAAGAGCCCCUCCCCUUUGAGUUUUUGGGGAGAAGAUGCCAUUAGCUCGAGGACUCGGUUCCUCCUGUGGUGCAGGAGAAGGAGCUUCAGCGGUGGGCGGAUUGCUACGGCCCUGCUCUUGUCUCCUUCCUAGUGGGCAUCAGAAGGCCAUCACAAGAUCUAGCAGCUGAUAGCUUCUUAUCUAUGUUGCCACCUAUGAGGUCUCCGAGUUUGUUUCUGCGCGUGGUUCAGUUCUCCUGGUUUUGAUUUUUAAGAGAACUCCCAUUUUCUGACACUCAGAAUUAUAGAAUUUAGGUAUUUUCACAGCGGCUUGCUUUGCGCCACUUCUCUACUUCGGACCAGUCUUGGGGGUACCUGCAGAAAAAUGCCUGGUGAUAAACAUUUUCUUCAGCUUGCUGGAAGGCAUUGAAGAAUGGCAAAACAAAUGAAUUAAUAGCUUUCUCAUUUUAAUUGUUUGACACAUUGUUUUAAAAUAAUAUUUUAUCUUCAAUAGAGCAUGUUUAUGUAGCUUCUAUUUAUGCAGAGAAAUGUAAAAAGGUACAUAUUCUUCUCUUGAGUUCUGGGUUUUUUUCCGUCUUAGAAAUUAGUUUUGCCUUAUUUGAAAACUACUCAUGACAACUUGGUUUAUACCUGUUAGCUACAAACUAAAGGUUUAUACUUGUUAACUAGAUGUCUUAAAAGUUUUCAAGCAAUUUAUUCUGAGGAGCUAACAGAAAUAAGUCAUCAAGAAUGUGCAUACUUGGAAUUCUGUUUCCUGAAAUUAUGCUCUGUUGGAUAUAAAUAUGAAUAGGAAAAUAAAUUUAUAAUUCAUAUGACCUACAGAAGGGAUUUGGGCUGUACUUGAUUCCUUCCUUUGGCAUUUAAAGAAAAAGUGAUAGACUUCAAUCUAGUAAUGACACACAAAAGAUACUGAGUUGCGUUCACCUUUUCCCAAUAAAUAAUUUAGUAUAACCUAUCAGGUGAAGUCAGGCAUAACUAAAUAUAGGGAAGUUCAAAUAAGAUUUGGGGCGUACCUGCCAUUUAUUGUAUCUGUUUAAACAAAUGGAAGCUCCAUUUGUUUUAAUACUGUGUUUCUCAUGACUAUACUAUAUAUUAAAAUAAAGUGUCAGUGAAACUGUACCAAUACAAGAGAGCUUUUUGAAAAAUAAAUUUGCAUGGCAGUAAACUUGUAUGCAGAAAUUUUGUAGAUCAUUAAAAUCUAAUCGUUUGUAUUUCUGUAGAAAUAAACAUAGUGAGAUUUUACAGAAUUACUAGAUAGUGCUAGAUCUAUUUUUUUAUCAAAUUUUUACUGUCAUUGAAUUCUGCCUUAUUUUCAGAGGAAGGUAAAUUCUUGUAUAUAUAUUAUAAUGCAGAAUUAGCUAUUUCCCUCAUGCCUAUUGAGAAUGUUUUGGGAGAUAACUCAGAAUCCUCAAAUAUUCUACGUACUAGAAUAUUUGGGUGGAUGAGAUAAUAGUUGGCAUUUAUUGAGCAUUUACUAUUGUUAGGCAUUGCAUUAGGUGAUUAUGUAUUAUCUCCAUUUUACAGGUGAGGAAAGUAAGAUAGAGGUAAACUAACAUGCCUGUUUCUUGCUUUGCCUGCCUGAAAAAUCUUUAUUGAUCUUUUGAAGGUCAUCCCACAAGCCAUCUCCUUUCUUCCUGGUUCACUGUCCCCUCUAUCCAUACCUUCAGUUCACUAGGUAGAAUCAGUUGCCUCCUGCUCCGUGUUACUGUUGUUCUUCAUUGAAUGCGUCUUCGCUACAGGUUCUUGCACAUCUUCCCUGCUUCUCAACAUUGCAGGGUCCCAUUAGUGUUAGCAUCUAGCGCCUUAGCUUUCAGUAUUAUCUGUAUGUUGAUGAUUCCCAGGUUUAUAUCCCUAGUCUGGCCCUCCCAUCUGAACUCAGUCUACUCCAUAUCAGUUAAUGGCAGUUCCGUCCUUUUAGUUGUUCAGGUCAAAAACCUUGAAGUUUUCUUGACUUGUCUCCUUCAUGUCUCAUGUAAGAUCUUUCAGUAAAUCUUGUCAGUUCUACUCUGAAAAUACAUCCAGGAUCUGACUGUUGUCAUGGCUAUUCCCAGGUCCUAUCCACCAUGAAUUUCUGCAGUAACCUAUUUGGUCUCCUUGCUUUUACGAUCCUGUUCUCCUUCAUUAUUUUUCACACAGUACCCAAACUGAUCAUGCCAUAUGUUUGCUUCAGAACCUUCCAGCAUCUUCCCAUUUCAACCAUGAUAAAAGUCAAAGUGAUCUUACAGUGUUCUACAAGGCCUUGUACGAUCUGGUUUCCAUGUAGGUUUUGGACCUCACUCCCUAUUUCUCUUCCCUCUCCUUGAACCCACCGGGAAUGCUCCCACCUUUGACCUUUUGUAUUUGUUUCUUCUUUGUGGAAUACUGUUUCAGAGAUAAUCUCCAUGGCUCACUCCCUCACUUCCUUUAGGUCUUUACUCAAAUGUUACCUUCUCAGGAGGCCUUCCCCAAUUACUCUGUUUAAAAUUACACCUCAACUCCAUCUUCCCCUUUCCCAAUCUUACCUUUCUUCAUAGCACUUACCAUGAUCUACAUAUCAUAUGUUUUACUUUUUUUUUUUUAUUUUCUUUAUCCCCCAAUUAGAAUGAAAGCUACUUGAGGACAGGCGAUUUUAUUCACUGUUUUGUUCAGUUGCUAGAUCCCCAAUAACUACAGUGCCUGUGGUGAGCACUCAUUAAACGUGUUGAAUGAAAGAAUAUGGCUUUGAAGCGUAUGUUGAAUUUCAAUGUGCCUCAUAUUAAAAACAGCACGGGAGAACCAGUAUGGAAGGUACUCAUUUAUGACAGAUUUGGCCAAGAUAUAAUCUCUCCUCUGCUAUCUGUGAAGGAGCUAAGAGACAUGGGAAUCACUCUGCAUCUGCUUUUACACUCUGAUCGAGAUCCUAUUCCAGAUGUUCCUGCAGUAUACUUUGUAAUGCCAACUGAAGAAAAUAUUGACAGAAUGUGCCAGGAUCUUCGAAAUCAACUAUAUGAAUCAUAUUAUUUAAAUUUUAUUUCUGCUAUUUCAAGAAGUAAACUGGAAGAUAUUGCAAAUGCAGCAUUAGCAGCUAGUGCAGUAACACAAGUAGCCAAGGUUUUUGACCAAUAUCUCAAUUUUAUUACUUUGGAAGAUGAUAUGUUUGUAUUAUGUAAUCAAAAUAAGGAGCUUGUUUCAUAUCGUGCCAUUAACAGGCCAGAUAUCACAGACACGGAAAUGGAAACUGUUAUGGACACUAUAGUUGACAGCCUCUUCUGCUUUUUUGUUACUCUGGGUGCUGUUCCUAUAAUCAGAUGUUCAAGAGGAACAGCAGCAGAAAUGGUAGCAGUGAAACUAGACAAGAAACUUCGAGAAAAUCUAAGAGAUGCAAGAAACAGUCUUUUUACAGGUGAUACACUUGGAGCUGGCCAAUUCAGCUUCCAGAGGCCCUUAUUAGUCCUUGUUGACAGAAACAUAGAUUUGGCAACUCCUUUACAUCAUACUUGGACAUAUCAAGCAUUGGUGCAUGAUGUACUGGAUUUCCAUUUAAACAGGGUUAAUUUGGAAGAAUCUUCAGGAGUGGAAAACUCUCCAGCUGGUGCUAGGCCAAAGAGAAAAAACAAGAAGUCUUAUGAUUUAACUCCGGUUGAUAAAUUUUGGCAAAAACAUAAAGGAAGUCCAUUCCCAGAAGUUGCAGAAUCAGUUCAGCAAGAACUAGAAUCUUACAGAGCACAGGAAGAUGAGGUCAAACGACUUAAAAGCAUUAUGGGACUAGAAGGGGAAGAUGAAGGAGCCAUAAGUAUGCUUUCUGACAAUACCGCUAAGCUAACAUCAGCUGUUAGUUCUUUGCCAGAACUCCUUGAGAAAAAAAGACUUAUUGAUCUCCAUACAAAUGUUGCCACUGCUGUUUUAGAACAUAUAAAGGCAAGAAAAUUGGAUGUAUAUUUUGAAUAUGAAGAAAAAAUAAUGAGCAAAACUACUCUGGAUAAAUCUCUUCUAGAUAUAAUAUCAGACCCUGAUGCAGGAACUCCAGAAGAUAAAAUGAGGUUGUUUCUUAUCUAUUAUAUAAGCACACAGCAAGCACCUUCUGAGGCUGAUUUGGAGCAAUAUAAAAAAGCUUUAACUGAUGCAGGAUGCAACCUUAAUCCUUUACAAUAUAUCAAACAGUGGAAGGCUUUUACCAAGAUGGCCUCAGCUCCUGCCAGCUAUGGCAGCACUACCACUAAACCAAUGGGUCUCUUAUCACGAGUCAUGAAUACAGGAUCACAGUUUGUGAUGGAAGGAGUGAAGAACCUGGUUUUGAAACAGCAAAAUCUACCUGUUACUCGUAUUUUGGACAAUCUUAUGGAAAUGAAGUCAAACCCUGAAACUGAUGACUAUAGAUAUUUUGAUCCCAAAAUGCUGCGGGGCAAUGACAGCUCAGUUCCCAGAAAUAAAAAUCCAUUUCAAGAGGCCAUUGUUUUUGUGGUGGGAGGAGGCAACUACAUUGAAUAUCAGAAUCUUGUUGACUACAUAAAGGGGAAACAAGGCAAACACAUUUUAUAUGGCUGCAGUGAGCUUUUUAAUGCUACACAGUUCAUAAAACAGUUGUCACAACUUGGACAAAAGUAACACAGAAGAACCUUACUAUGAUAAUCUACUUGGAUAAUCUACUUGGAAUGUGGAUAAAUGUAAAAAGAAAAGUUAGAAGAGCAAUAUGUUUCCUUCUCUGUAACAGUGUCCUAACAGUGAAAAUCAGAGUUAUUUGUUAAUUUUUAAGGAAAUUCUAUACUUAAUAUGUAUUGAUUAAAAGAAUAAAACAUUUCAGAAAUAAAA
Molecule: messenger RNA, 4849 nt
Organism: Pongo pygmaeus (Bornean orangutan)
Lineage: Eukaryota; Metazoa; Chordata; Mammalia; Primates; Hominidae
Gene: SCFD1
Product: sec1 family domain containing 1
Exons: 25
Coding region: 2777-4645 (622 amino acids)
Biological process (GO): vesicle-mediated transport
Source: RefSeq, a predicted model, not a curated record